CGCCCUUCCACAUCGGCUCGAUCAAGCGCUCCGGCUCCACUAAAUCCUUCGCCUCAGACGGCGAGAUCGCGCGCGACGAACGCACGAUGCGUAAACGGAACAAGAAGCAACGCGACGCGGCCUCCGACGCGUCCCGCAGCACCGACAGCUCGCCGAGCAUCGACAAGAAGAAAAAGGACACCGGCGGCAGUUUUAUACGCAGAAUGGGGAGUAUCGGCAAGCGGCGGACGGAAGUCGGGGAGGGAUCGAGCCCCCCGCCGCAGCCUGAAACCGCAGAGUCGACGAUCGAGGGCCCGCCGACGCCGCCUCCCGAGACAGAUGCACCGCCGGAGACUCAGGACGCCGCGGUGGCCCCGGUCGCGCCAGUCAGCCCGAUCGCAGUCGAGCACCCGGUCGCGACGCGCCCCUUCACGAAGGCCGCGUGGAAGAAGCGCAGCAGCGAGCCGGAAAUGGAAAAGCCGGUGGAGGAGCCGAGCCCCGAGAGCGCGCUGAAGCGGCGGAUCGCGUUCGUCGCUCAGGCGUCGGCGUGCUUCUCGGAGGACCACGACGAUGGUGAAGAGGGGGUAGGAAGAGGGGAGGUGGGGUCGCUGGAGGAGGCGGUGGCGCUGGCCCGCGUGCGGCUCGCAGUGCAGUCGCCGCCCUCGCCGGCGCACUCGCGCGACGACGACACCGAAGAGGAGGGGUACACGGACGCGAUGCCCGCUUACGGAGACCUGAUCGAGCCGGAGAGCAAGGCUGGGCCGGAGCCGGCGCCGUCCAACGCCUCGCCCAGUGCGGAGAGGAGGGAGCACCUAUACAAGAUCCUGGUCAUCGGGGAGCUAGGGACCGGGAAGACGUCUAUCAUCAAGCGAUAUGUACACCAGUUCUUCAGCCAGCACUACCGUGCUACCAUCGGAGUGGACUUCGCACUUAAAGUGCUGAACUGGGACGCGAAUACGAUUAUACGAUUGCAGCUAUGGGAUAUUGCUGGCCAGGAGCGUUUCGGCAAUAUGACCAGGGUGUACUACAAGGAAGCUGUGGGCGCGUUCAUAGUGUUCGACGUGUCCAGGGUAGCCACCUUCGACGCGGUGGUCAAAUGGAAGAACGACCUCGACACCAAGGUCCAGCUGCCUGACGGGUCGCCUAUACCGUGCAUACUGCUCGCAAAUAAGUGUGACCAGCAGAAGGAAGGCCUGGUGAACUCGCCAGCCAAGAUGGAUGAGUACUGCCGGGAGAAAGGUUUCGCCGGCUGGUUCGAGACCUCGGCCAAGGAGAACAUUAAUAUCGAAGAGGCUGCCCGCUCAUUAGUUAAUAAGAUCCUCCUAAACGACAAGCUCCUGCAGAGUAGCGACAGCAAAGACGCGGACCGUUUCGGGCUCGAGCACAAGAUCGCGAACGGGGAAAAUUCGCGCGCGAGCGCGAAUAAGUCGUGCGCGUGCUGACCUUCCCGAAUGUUCGCACGCUUUGCAUUCCAUAUUUGAAUUUGAAAGUGUAAAGGUAAAAAGGAAUAUUCUUUUUGGUCACGGUUUAAAAAAGAGUUUGACGAUUGAUAUUUUUAGUUUUUUUUUACUUGUUUUUUUCUCAUAGGUACUUUUUAUUCUGCAAUUUAAUUGUCUACAUUCUAUUAUUAGGUACUCACUAGGAAUGCCUAGCAUGGGAAAGAGAGUUGAAAGGAGGUUUUAAAUAUAUUUUUGUCGAGCUAAAGUUUUUUUUUAGAUUUUUUCAUCUUGAUAGAUGAAUGACUGUCUAAACUGAAUAUUUUUGGGUUUAAAGUAAAGUCCUUAAUUUUUUUUAGUUUCUCCUGCUUUUUAAACUUAGCUUGUUGACAAUACAACUCUUUUUACCGUGACUAAAAAAAUCAAGAACAAAAGAUGCAUUUGACAUGAAUAUGGUUGACGAUUAAGAGUACACAAAUCGUAGACUUAUGGACCAAUUGAGUCGAAAAUAAUGUUUAAAACUCUCUAUUUUAUGUUAAAAUAUUUAUAUACUUGUGCACCACGUAGUUUUAAAAUUUAAGCUGGCAAAGUAAUCAAGUUUCUGAAAUUAGACUACUCUAUGCUAAGAUUACGUAAUAUUUCUAACUUAAUUAUUCUUUUAAAUUUUUUUCCUCGCGUUAUUUUUUUCACACAGAUUAAACUAGUCCAAAAAUCAGGUUGAUCUAUUUCUUUACUAAAUUGGUUGCUAUUUUGUACCUUUUUCAUCUACUUAUGCACAUACCAUGGUGUUUAUAUUGUUAAUUAACUAUUGACCAUAGAGUAGUGGUAUCGGUAGCUUUAGUGACGUGCGAGAGAUAUCUAGUGCCUCAAGUAAUCGAAUUUAUUAACUCUUCAUGGCUAACUUAUGGGGAAAAUUUUGUACAGUUACCCUAAAGACAUGUGAGAAAAUUAAAUAAAAUAAUUUGAUGGUUUAGUUAGUACUUUUUGAGUGAACGGUAUGAUAGAUUUUAAAUACAUUGUAUGUUUUAAAAAGUUUAGUAGCUAACACAUAAAGAGCAAUUUUUAUACAUAUUUUCAUACAAACAAGCUGUGGUACAGAGUGUACUAUGUAGGUACUAGUGUAACCUAUAAAUGUACGUCUCAAAAAUCCAUGCACCCUGUAUUUAUUUUCAAAUUCUAGCAUGUCGGACGUUGCUUAGCCCUUAAUUUCGUAUAGAUGACAAAUAUAGUGGUGACUGUACCAAAUACUAUAGGAACUAUUAUAAUAUUAAACUUUUGUACUAAAACAUUCUAAAAUCUGAACAAAAUAUUAAAUACUAUUACUAUUAUGAACAAACUUAUUUAAUUAUGUUGAACCAAUUGUAAAGGAAAUGUUGCUAAUAUUUAAUAUUGUGUUAUGGAAUAUUCAAUUGUUUAUUUAUAUUUUAUAACUACCUACUUAAUGGCUAGUAUUCAGAAACUACGAGCUAAAUCCUAAAUCAGAGACAAAUAACAACAUUUUUUCAGUUUUAAUCGUGUUUUGAGUAUUUCUGAAUACGUGCCAAAGUUAUGAUAAUAAAAUACUACUUUAUGAAGCAAAUUUUUAUGUCUAAAAUCGAUGUGUAUAAAAUUACUCAUAGAAUGUACUUUUGUUCAUAAAGACACUUCUUUUACGUCUAUUCACGUACAUUAGUUUUGUAUUUUUCUAAUUAUUUAAACAUGUUUGUGUAUUGGAGCGGAGUGCCAUGAUGAACCAGUCAUGAUCGUACCUUCUAGAGUACUAUACGUUAAUUUAGUAUUAUCUACUUAUGACGGGCUAUUGUUGAUAUACAAUAAAAUAUUUAGUGACAUAAUAA
Ostrinia nubilalis (European corn borer) is the source of this 3250-nucleotide messenger RNA. It is a transcript of the gene Rab32, whose product is annotated as ras-related protein Rab-32. The transcript is spliced from 5 exons. The record is from RefSeq and is a predicted model, not a curated record. The coding region runs from base 87 to 1421 and encodes 444 amino acids. Gene Ontology annotation, molecular function: GTP binding; GTPase activity. Gene Ontology annotation, biological process: endosome to lysosome transport; phagosome-lysosome fusion. Lineage: Eukaryota; Metazoa; Arthropoda; Insecta; Lepidoptera; Crambidae. Gene Ontology annotation, cellular component: Golgi apparatus; late endosome; trans-Golgi network.